Messenger RNA from Aspergillus tanneri, 858 nucleotides. RefSeq lists its product as uncharacterized. Lineage: Eukaryota; Fungi; Ascomycota; Eurotiomycetes; Eurotiales; Aspergillaceae. The record is from RefSeq and is a predicted model, not a curated record. The coding region runs from base 1 to 858 and encodes 285 amino acids. The transcript is spliced from 3 exons.
AUGCCCGGAGUCGCAUCCAUCGUGAAUAAGUCCGUACCUGACGAUGCGCAGAUCCAUCAGUUCUACAACACGACCAACCUGAACCUGGCUCUGAACUUGAUGCCCGGUAACAAAGGCGGAAACGCCUUGUGGACGGUUGAUCCUGAUCAGGACGGCAGUCAUGACGGUGUACUCGUGGACAAGACAUCGCUGGCUACGGCCCGCUUCACGGGUUCCAAACUGGUGUUCGCCCUGACGCACCCCAAGCCCCCCUCCCCCAACGAUGAGACAAAAUAUAACGUCUCCAUCGUGAGCCCGGGGUAUAUGCCUCUCAGGCCGACUGAGAUUACCAAUCUCAGCGUUGGGGCUUGCUCCACGGACCAGGAAGAUGAGGCCUUCGUGUAUUAUCUAAAAGGAGUCGAUGCGCAAAGUCUCCAGCUACGCGAGUUCCUCGUCUCCCAAGGAGACGAUAGACCCUAUCCCGACGCAGUUGUACGAGUGGGCUCAGCAUUGGCGGCCUAUUGGGCUGGAAAGCCAUACGUCAUCUACCAAGGACGCAACAGUCCCGAUCUCGUGCUAUUUUCACCGCAGGAGGACACCGCAAUUCCGAUUUCAAAUACCGGCGACGCUCGCAUCGGAACCACCAUCGCCGCCACCUAUGUCAAUGGCAAGGCCUACGUGUACUAUACAGACACUACCCUGAACGUGCGCAGGGUCGUGGACAAUGACGGCCAGUGGACGCCGUCGAAGAUCGACUCCGACCCCGUGGAUGAGACCAGCCAGUUGGCUGCCACCACUGCCAACGGGCACAAUCACCUCUUCUACCUGGCAUCUACGGACAGCGGUGAUAAAUUCACCCAUCAUUUGGAUCCGCUCUAG